CAAAAAGAAAAGACAUACAACAGCCGGUGUUCGCCAGUGGUCACCCACCUGACUACUAAUCUGCCUCUCAUUAGCUUGACUCUGGGAGAGCGGACGGGAUCCCGUAUUUUCCAAUGGAUAUGGUCGUAUGUGCUUGGAGCGUCAAGUAGAUUGCCCUAUCACCAGCUCGUGUUUGACGCUGGAUUCAGCAUACCUAGUGGGUUCGGAACAGCCCGUGUCCCCCUGAGUCAAGCAUCAUUGCAGAGAAGCUGUGUCUUGCAUGUCAUGAUGUUCAAGCUGUGA
Molecule: messenger RNA, 282 nt
Organism: Trichoderma citrinoviride
Lineage: Eukaryota; Fungi; Ascomycota; Sordariomycetes; Hypocreales; Hypocreaceae
Exons: 1
Source: RefSeq, a predicted model, not a curated record